CCGGAGGAAAGAGACUCAGAGAUGAGACGUCCAUGUUGGUGACCCAUCAGAAUCACAGACUGUUUACACGACGUUCCGAGACUUCCAGUUGACCUUCCAUGUUUCCACACUGUCCUCAACUGCUUCCGACGAUACUACACAGGAGCCAUCAUGACACCAGAGGACCUCUUAAACACUCUGGAUAAUCUUGGCAAUGAGGAGUUCAUUAGAUUCAAAUGGUUCCUGCAAAACAUUGACUGCCUUCAAGACCUCCCAACUAUCAAAAAGGGUCAGCUUCAGAUGGCAAACAGAGAGGAUACUGUUGAUCUGAUGCUUCAGACCUACAGACUUCCUGGAGCUCUGAAGGUUACUGGGAAGAUUUUAGAAAAGAUCAACAGGAAUGAUCUACUCCAAAGUUUGUCUGUCAGCAACUCAGAACCGGAAGAUCAUAUGGUUCCAGUUCCUGAGCCGCAUCCCAUCACAUUUUACCAACGGAUGCUUCAGUUAAACUUCCAGGACAAGUUCAUGUGUACACAGGAGGGCUGGGCAGAAGAUAAACAGCGUCUGGUUGAUAUCUAUACAGACGUUUACAUCACUGCUGGGUGUGACGUACACAUCAACACACAACAUGAGGUCAGGCAGAUUGAGAAUGUAUUAAAGCCAGCAGAAGAAAUAGCAGUAAAGCCCAGAGACAUGUUCAGCCAUCCUUCAGGAGAAUACCAGCCCAUAAAAACUGUCCUGACCAAUGGAAUAGCAGGAAUUGGAAAAACAUUCCUUGUGCAGAAGUUUGUGUUGGACUGGGCUGAACAAAGAUCCAAUCAAGACGUGGAUCUUAUUUUCCCCUUCACCUUCCGUCAGCUAAAUCCACUGAGAGCAGAAAAAUUCAGUUUAGUUCAGCUCAUCCAUGAAUGCAUCCCAGAAACUGUAGACAUCAAAGAGGAGGCUCUGAAUUACAUCUUUAAAAUUCUGCAGUCUUCUGGAAACAGUAACUAUGACAAAAGUAAAUUUAAACUUCUUUUUGUGUUGGAUGGACUGGAUGAGAGCCGCCUUCAUCUGGAUCUCCACAUUGAUGACAUUCGAUCUGUCGAUGUGACAAAGACAACCACAACAGAAGUUCUGUUGAGGAAACUCAUCAAUGGAAAACUGCUACGCUCUGCUCGAAUCUGGAUAACAUCAAGACCAGCAGCAGCCAGUCAGAUUCCUCAACAGUUUGUUAGCAGUAUGACUGAGGUCAGAGGGUUUACUGACCUACAGAAGGAGAAGUACUUCAGGAAAAGAUUCAGAGAUGAAGACCAAGCCAACAAGAUCCUUUCCCACAUCAAGGCAUCACAGAGCCUCCACAUCAUGUGCCACAUCCCAGUCUUCUGCUGGAUCACAGCUACAGUUCUGGAGGAUAUGUUGAAAACCAGAGAAACAGGAGAGCUACCCAAGAGCCUGACUGAGAUGUAUACAGAGUUCCUGGUGUUCCACAUUGAUCACACUAAAGACAAAUAUGGGUCUGGGAUGUCUAUUCAGUACAUCAAAUCCUUAGCAAAACUAGCUUAUCAGCAGCUGGAGAAGGGCAACCUAAUCUUCUAUGAGAAUGAUCUCAUGGAGAGCAGCGUUGACCUUAAAGAAGCCUCUGUGUGCUCUGGAGUGUUCACAGAGAUUUUCAAAGAAGUGCGCGGCAGGAAAGACAAAGAAAAGAUGUUUAGCUUUGUCCACCUGAGCGUUCAGGAGUUUCUGGCUGCUGUUUAUGUGAGGAUGUCUCUUAGUAGCAACAGCAAAAACUCAUUUUUCACAAAACGAUCAUUAAAAAACCUUCAACUUACAUUAAACAAAUCAUCUUCAAAGAAGAUUCACAGGAUUUACAUUGACAAAGCAUUGCAGUCUCCAAACGGACACUUGGACUUGUUCCUUCGCUUUUUUCUAGGUCUUUCACUGCACAGCAACCGAGAUAAACUGAAGGACCUGCUGAAUAGUACAAACAGUAGUUUAGAAACCAUUCAGAAAACUGUUCAAUACAUCAAGAAGAAGAUCAGUGUGAAUCUGUCUGUAGAGAAAAGCAUCAAUCUGUUUCACUGUCUGAAUGAACUGGGUGAUCGUUCUCUGGUGGAAGAGAUCCAGCAGUACCUGAGUUCAGGAAGUCUCUCUACAGACAAACUAUCUCCAGCGCAGUGGUCAGCUCUGGUCUUUAUCCUACUUUCAACAAAAGAUCUGGAUGUGUUUGACCUGAAGAAAUACUCUUCUUCAGAGGAGGCUCUUCUGAGGCUGUUGCCAGUGGUCAAAGUUUCCAGAAAAGCUCUGUUGAGUGAAUGUAAUCUGACAGAGAGAAGCUGUGACGCUCUUGGCUGUCUGCUUAUCUCUCAGUCAUCUGCUUUGAAAGAUUUGGACCUGAGCAAAAAUAUCCUGGAGGAUUCCGGAGUGAAGCUACUGUUGGCUGGAAUGGAGAGUCCAUACUGUAAGCUGGAGAUUCUUCGGUUGUCAGGUUGUAUGAUCUCAAGGGAAGGCUGUGCUUUUCUGGAGUCUGCUCUGAGGUCCAACCCAUCCCACCUCAGAGAGUUGGACUUAAGCUACAAUCACCCUGGCGAGUCAGGAAAAACACUACUCUCUGCUACAUUUGAGCAUCCACUCUCCAAACUAAAAUCUCUCAGACUGGAAUGUGGAGGAGAACACAGACUGAAACCUGGACUGAAGAAGUAUUUCUGUGAACUGACUCUGGACCCGAACACGGCUCACAGAAAGCUCCAGCUGUCCGACAGCAACAGGAAGGUGGCAGUGGUCAGAGAGCAGCAGCCAUAUCCUGAUCAUCCCCACAGAUUUCACUUCUGUCAGCUGCUCUGCACUGAUGCUCUGACUGGUCGCUCUUACUGGGAGGUGGAGUGGGAAGGAGUGGUUCAUAUAGCGGUGAGCUACAGAGGAAUCAGAAGGAAAGGAACCAGAGAAGACUGCUUGUUUGGAAGAAAUAACCAGUCGUGGAGUCUGAGCUGCUCAGCUGUUGGUUACUCCGUGGGCCACAAUGAGCAAGAAGCCGUCCUCUCGUCCUCCCCGGUCUCCCACAGAGUAGCAGUUUAUGUGGACUGUCCUGCUGGCGUUCUGUCCUUCUACAGAGUCUCCUCUGACUCACUGAUCCACCUCCACACCUUCAACACCACAUUCACUGAACCUCUAUAUGCUGGCUUUGGGUUCUGGUUUGGUGGGUCUGGAUCUUCAGCUUCUCUGUGUUCUCUGGAGGAGAACAAACCUCUUUGUGAUGAAUCCUAUUAAAGUAGCACAAACAUCA
Molecule: messenger RNA, 3241 nt
Organism: Girardinichthys multiradiatus
Lineage: Eukaryota; Metazoa; Chordata; Actinopteri; Cyprinodontiformes; Goodeidae
Product: NACHT, LRR and PYD domains-containing protein 12-like
Exons: 8
Coding region: 151-3225 (1024 amino acids)
Molecular function (GO): protein binding
Source: RefSeq, a predicted model, not a curated record